UAGUCCUGCCUCUUGCCCAAAUCCCAAACCCUACCUCGCCAGCGCCACCCUCCAGAUCCCGAGAGCUCCCCUCGUUCUCCGUCCCUCCGGCGCCAGACAUGCGGAUCCGCAGGGCCGCCUCCCGCCUGCUCGGCGUCGCCCCCUCCGCCGCCUCCUCCUCCCAGCCGCCCCGACCCAAUCUGCCUCCGCUCCGGCCAGCCGACGGCGGCGGCCCGCCGCCCUGCGUGACGAACAUGGCGGUAGCGGACCUGAUGGACCAACUCGGCAUCCAAGAUCCCGAGGAUGACAAGCACUUCAAGGAAACUUACUUCUGGGAUGGCCUUCCUAGCCUUCCCAAACACCAUCCCUGGGGAUCUAGGUAUCAUUUCCCAGCCACCACCUGUGCCGACUCUAUUGAGGAAAAAGAGGAGAUGGCCGUUGACAUGCUCGAUGACAUCAUCUUGGAACCGCGUAUCGUGGAGAAGAACUCUGAGAAAAACAAGAGCACCACGACGAAGGGUGAGGAAGAGAAGAACAAGAGCAAGCAAGAGACAAAAGGGAAGGGGAAGGUGGAGGCAGAUGAGAGUGAUGCUGCCAGAGGAGGAUGGCCAUGCAAGCAGAAUGAAAGGCGGUUCUGCGGGCGGACCGCGAGCCAGCCCAACUCGUACUGCUUGCACCACUCUCACCAGAAGCCUCGUGCCAUCUUGAAGCCAGCUCAUAGCAAGAGGAUCACUGCCCACCGUGACUUGGGACUAGGGUUCUACUACUAUGAUGGGUUCGGCCCGUCAGGCAACACCAAGAGGCAACGCGGAUCAAGCAGUUUGCCAGAACCUAUUGAACAGAAAGAGGAGGUGUCGCCUGAACACCACGUCGAUUUUAGUGCAGGUCUGGUUGGAGUUGCUGACGAAGAAAAUCAAGUCGCGUCGGAGUCAGAAUACAUUGACAAGGCUAGGUCCGACGAUUGCACUGAUGUCACAAUCGCUAGCUACGACGAUGGCAGCAACGAUGAAGACUCGCCUGACUACAAUGGCGAAAACAUUAAGGUGAGCAAGAACACAUCGAAGAAGAGGGGGAAGAAGCCUUUGAAAGCCCGAUCACUCAAGUCAUUGAUGUGAUAAGAGCACGGUCGCACUUGUGUCUCUGUGGGAAACAAUAUAGUAGAAACUAUAUGGAUAUUCUGUUGUACUGCUUUUUAACUGUGGUGCUAGCUUUUGUGCUAGCUAUUAAAAGAGUUCCAUGUACUCCAAUAGAGUUCCAUAUACUCCAAUAUACAUA
Molecule: messenger RNA, 1254 nt
Organism: Triticum aestivum (bread wheat)
Lineage: Eukaryota; Viridiplantae; Streptophyta; Magnoliopsida; Poales; Poaceae
Exons: 2
Coding region: 99-1094 (331 amino acids)
Source: RefSeq, a predicted model, not a curated record